Molecule: messenger RNA, 2495 nt
Organism: Ruditapes philippinarum (Manila clam)
Lineage: Eukaryota; Metazoa; Mollusca; Bivalvia; Venerida; Veneridae
Product: sulfotransferase 1A2-like
Exons: 5
Coding region: 1-918 (305 amino acids)
Biological process (GO): sulfation
Cellular component (GO): cytoplasm
Molecular function (GO): sulfotransferase activity
Source: RefSeq, a predicted model, not a curated record
AUGCCGAGACAAAAGUUUGAAGACGUUGCUGGUGGUGAUACUUUGCUAGUUGACGUUGUAGAUGAAGAUAAUGGAUACAGACAAUGUACAUUUAGAUUUACGUUUGAACAACAUCAGGAAAGUUUUAACAAUAUCCCAAACAUAAAAUGCUAUGACGAUGACAUUAUUCUCAACUCAUAUCCAAAAACAGGAACACAUUGGCUAUGGGAAAUGCUUCAGAUGGUAAUUAAACAAACGGCAGAAGUGUCAAAUGCAAAUAAACUUCGUGAGAUGAUCGAAGCUUUGCCGACGGAAGUUGUAGACAAUUUAUCUUCUCCAAGAGUUUUAAAUACACACUUGAAAAUAAGAUAUCUGCCAAAGGACAUCAUAAAGAAGAGAUUGAAAAUGGUUUUGUUACUGAGAAAUCCAAAAGAUGUUGCAGUGUCUUUCUACCAUCACCUUAAAGGAAUAAAGUUCUACGAAUAUGAUGGAAAAUUUGAAAACUUUUUACGAUUGUUUCAGAGUGGAGGAGUGGAUUACGGGUCAUAUCCCGAAUAUUUGCGAGAAUGGCAGACUUUCAUUAAAGAGAAUCCGGAUUUUCCGGUCCAUGUUGUAUAUUAUGAAGACCUUAUAGCGGAUUGUUUAGGGGAAAUGAGGAAGGUUUGCGAAUUUCUUGGCAAAGAAGUUAGCGCUGAUUUACUACGUCAAAUUGUUGAAAGUUGCCAAAUAGAUAAAAUGAGACAAGUAAAAGAUGAAAAAAUGACUGAUGCAAUGAGACAGGCACAAAAAGCUGCACUGAAUGCUGACUUUAACAUGUUUAGAAAAGGUGGAAUUGGAAACUGGAAGAACCGGCUCACUGUUGCACAAAACGAAUAUUUUGAUAAAUGGUGGGAUGAGGAAACAAAAGAUCUCGACAUGUUCUCAUUCAAAUUUGUGUGAAGACAAAUGCUGUUAUCGCAUCAAAACUUAAUAUUCCUGUAGUACCCAUUAAACAUCAACUCAACAGUAACUAAAUAAAACAUUCAUCUGAUUCUAAGAUUUCGUUUUUAUUCUAUUUAUGUGAUCUUUGAUUUCAUUGCUCUUGACGUUUUUUUCAGUUUAUUCUCAACCUUUCUCUCGCAUCCAAGUUGGGUAUCACACAAGGUGCCUUUCUAGUGGUUCUUUGCGAAUUUGUAUUGCGUUGGCUGCGUUAUGUGAUGGUUGCUCUUCUUUGUUGACCAAACUAUUAUGAAAUGAUGCUGAAACCUAUUUCUGUAUAUUGAUGAUGAGAUAUAUUAAAUGUUAGUAUAUAUAUAUGCAGUUUAUGUAUACAGAACUGAUGCCAAAAUAUUGAAACUUGAUGAAAGCGUUGUAUUAUUUUCGGAAAUCCUAAAGAAAAGAGUCCACUAAUAUAAUACUGAAACCCGGUGCUGUAUCUAAGUUAGCAUAUAUGUUUAUACAGUAGAACUUGUGGCGUAUUUUUGAAAACUGCGGCAAAAGUACGUUACAGUAUUAAUUUGAAAAAGCACAUGAUUUGUUAAUGUAGUGGCAUUUAAUGAAAUCGGGGAAAAUAGGCUUGGUUUUGUCGGGUUUGUUAAUGGGCGAAAUAUAAGCACCGGCUUUAAAAUCACAUAAAUAUGGAAACGGCUUUUAAUGAAGAAUUUAAGAAAUAUCCAUUUAGAAACAUCCGUGCGAAAAUUUUUGACACUGACAUUUUCAUGCCAUUAAAUAAAAUUAAUUAUAUGAGUAGCGGUCAGUGUCUUCUAUUUACUAUGUGAGUAGCGUUCAGUAUGUUAAUACGUGGAGACGUCGUCCUCGUGUAGUAGUCCUGCAAAGAUAAAACAGGCAAUAUAUAUACUUUUAUUAUAUACUAUGAAAUAUUGAGAAAAAUUGAUGAAAUAAAAUGCGUAUUUUCAUGGCCCGUAUUUUUACUGUUAAAAUUUAUGUUUUACUGCUGUGAAACAUAUUUUCCAUUUUUUCACUGGUGUCUUGCCGGACUACUUUCUUCUAAAUUCAGCCAAUAAACAAAAUUUAUUGGGAAGUCUUUCAGAUUGUAAUGUCAAAAAAGAGAAAAAUGUAUAUAAUAAACAGAAAAUUCAAGUUCAAGUUGUUAAAUAGUUAUUAAAUACAGGAUUUGUUUUCAUAUUGUGGUAUAAAACAUAUCAUAUUUCACUCGUUGCUACCUCCACUCAUGAAAUAUUUAUUUUCAUUCCACUCGAUGAAAAUAAAUCCUGUAUUUACAACAACAAAAAACUUGAAUAUCAUCAAUGUGCUGUACAUUAGGCAUUAAGGCAUAUAAAAAUGUGUUUUUUAUAUUGUUUAAUGUUUGCGAUUUGUUUAAUAUUUACUUCAACAGUUUCAAGCGUGGUUUUCGAAUAUCAGGUAAUUCAGCCAUUUCAUAACCCAUUUUUUACUUUCCAUAUAUACUUGUAAAAACAUUUAUAUAGUAUGAAUACUGUAUUCAGUGAAAGAUUAUCUUUAAAUUAUUUAAAGAUGUUGUGUUCUUAUCAACAAUAAAUGGUUGAUGUGGAAUCUCA